Molecule: messenger RNA, 2493 nt
Organism: Gadus morhua (Atlantic cod)
Lineage: Eukaryota; Metazoa; Chordata; Actinopteri; Gadiformes; Gadidae
Product: ETS domain-containing protein Elk-3
Exons: 5
Coding region: 358-1764 (468 amino acids)
Biological process (GO): regulation of transcription by RNA polymerase II; cell differentiation
Cellular component (GO): nucleus
Molecular function (GO): sequence-specific DNA binding; DNA-binding transcription factor activity, RNA polymerase II-specific
Source: RefSeq, a predicted model, not a curated record
CCAGGAGGACCCUCUCCAACAGGUCCGGGACCGCCAUGAGGGUAACAGAGCAGUAGUGCUGCUGGCUGCUGGCCUCGGGUCCGGUGAAGAGCGGAGCAAGAGAGAAGAGGAGGAAGACCGGAGGAGAAGUGUGUUUACGCAGACGGCGGCAGCGGCAGCGUGCCUAGGGAGCGCAGUGGGAGGAGGCGCAGGAGGCGCUGCGUCUGGCCGCUCCAACUUCCUGCUCACACAGAAACCAGGAUCCGAUUUCAGUCCAACACCAGUGAGGAGACCGGAGCAAGCAUGGAACAACAAGGGACCUUACGGAGCUCAUCGUGAAGGUUGGCCAGCGGGGAAAACGUGACGAAAAGAGCAGGCAUGGACAGCGCCAUCACCUUGUGGCAGUUCCUCCUGCAGCUGCUUCUGGACCAGAGCCACAAGCAGCUCAUCUGCUGGACGUCGGCGGACGGGGAGUUCAAGCUGCUCCGCUCCGAGGAGGUGGCCAAGCUGUGGGGGCUGCGCAAGAACAAGACCAACAUGAACUACGACAAGCUGAGCCGCGCCCUGCGCUACUACUACGACAAGAACAUCAUCAAGAAGGUCAUCGGCCAGAAGUUCGUCUACAAGUUCGUGUCGUUCCCGGAGAUCCUGAAGAUGGACCCCCAGGUGGUGGAGCGGGGGCUGGCCUCGGGACACCUCCCCCUGCGGGCGGAGGAGGAGGAGGAGCGGGAGGAGGAGGAGGAGGAGGAGGCCCUGGAGCGGGAGGUGAAGGAGGAGCAGGAGGAGGCGGCGCUGGAGGAGGUGGAGGCCCAGCGGCGGGCCCUGGCUGUCCUGCAGGCCCAGGUGUGUCACAGCGGCGGCGGCGGUGGGGGCGGGGACUACCUCCGCUCCGGCCUCUACUCCUCCUUCAGCGUGGCGGCGCUGCAGGGCCAGCCGGAGCUGCUCCGCGCGCUGCGUGAGGAGCAGCUCCUCCACCAACACCGCCUCCACCACCACCACCAGCACCACCCCCCCCACGACGCCGAGGCCCGCUCCGUCAUCCGCUUCGGGGCCAACGGCCUCAAGGACCGGGCCCCCCCGACGCCGCCCCUGAUGACCUCCUACAGCGCCGGCGCCGCCUCCAGGCAGUUUGUCGCCUCCCCUCCGCCCUCCCCCCACAGCCCCCGCCCCCUGCGGGCCCCGGGGCCCAGCUGGAGCCCCCGGGAGGAGGAGGAGGAGGAGCUGGAGGAGGAGGACGAGGAGGAGGAAGACCAGUGCUCCCAGCCCCUGAACCUGUCUUCCGGGCACAGGAAGCGCGCCACGCUGCUCCCCGAGCAGAGGAGCUCCACCAGCACCAGAACUCCUGGAGGAGGUGGGGGAGGAGGAGGAGCUACGUCCGCUGCUGCUAACGGCAACGGCGGUCGUAGUCGGGGAGAUGGACUUCUACCGAGGAGCAAAAAGCCCAAAGCCCUGGAGAUCCCCGGGCCGUCCCUGCUGCUGACAGGAAGUGACCUGGGCUCCAUAGCGCUCAACAGCCCCGCGCUGCCGUCCGGCUCGCUCACGCCCGCCUUCUUCACAGCACAGACUCCCUCUGGCCUGCUCCUGGCUCACAGCCCCCUGCUGUCAGGGAUCCACUUCUGGAGUAGCUUGAGUCCAGUGGCGCCGCUCAGCCCCGCCCGGCUGCAGGGCCACGCCUCCCUCUUCCAGUUCCCCAGCCUCAUCAACGGCCACAUGCCCAUCUCUCUGGCCGGCCUGGAAGGCAACCCCUCCUCUCUGCUGCUGGCCUCGCAGCUCCACAAGUCCUGAUCGGAACGGAGGGAACGAAAUACUUAAAACGUUUUUUUAAAACUCCUGUCUCUUAGCGUCGACAGUCCUUAGACCUCGUCUCUCUCUCCCUCGUUUUGUUGAACAUGUGCCUGCCGUGUGGAGUUUGUAUGAUGAACCGUCGAAUGCGGGACCCUCACCUUUGUUUGUUUCGUUCUCGAGUUGUUCUGAGUCUCAUCUUGGUUGAGCCACGGGUGCCACGCCCUGGAGGUCCUGCUCCUCUCCUUCCCCCCGGAUGUCCGGCUUCUCUCCGUGUCCCUGGAGGUCUCCUCUCUGCUCCUAGAGGUCUCCGCUCCCACCUGGAGGCCUGGAGGCUCCUCUCCCCCUGGAGGUCUGGCUCCUCGGUUCAAAGCGUUUGAACGGGUGUGGAAGAUGGAGUUCUUGUGGCUUAGUGUAGAAAUGCUACUAGAUCCAAACUCCAUUUCUUUUUGUAUUCUUUGGAAAAGCAUCUCAUUGUUGAUUGCCAAUGGAAACGUGUAGUUUCUGUAAGUGGUGAAGUCUAUUUUGUAGCACUGUGCUUCUAUAUUACUGGCUGUGCCUUUGUUUGAUUUUUCCUUUUUUUAUAAAGACGAGAUUUCUAAUCAAUUGAAAACCUUUUGUAAUUCUUGUGUUUUUAUACUGGACUUGAUAUACAGUAUAUAAUCUGUAUACUUUUGUAUUGGUGAAAAAAAUGUUAUUUUCAUUAAACAAAGCAUUGAAUGCUUGAACAUG